AUGGCUUCCGCCGCUACAGUCCAAUUUACAUUGACCUCUUCAAUAUUGGGUGAUUAUGACCACCGUCAGCCCUAUGCCUUUACCCCAACCGUGCCCACCAACAAUACGGUUGAUGGCAGCAAUGCUACGCCAGAUGACUUGGCAGAGGCAAUUCGCCUAGCCGCUCUCUGCCGAGGGGCUUUCAAUCUUCUCGAUGCUGAAAUGCCAAACUUUGAUCACUCAAAAUCGUACACGGCCGAUGAGAUUCUUUCGCUGCCCAUGGACACAGUUCGCCUGCCAGACGAACUGUUCAGUCUCCCGCGCCGGAAAUCUGCGCGAUCUCGUCUUGCCGUGGCCGUUGCAACGCUGUUGUAUCCCGCCACCCACGACACUGCUGUGUCACCCGUCAUUCGGUACGACGCGGCGAGGGUGAGGUUGCGUGCAUGGAUUGCCUUGCAGCGGAAACACGACAUCUUUGCCGCCACCAAACGGAACGGCCACAGCUUCCGCGGCUUGACCGGCGGGGCUGCCCCGGGCGUGCAUGCGCCUGUCUGGGCAUCCCGCAUCCUUGCUCAGGGCCCGUGGGACCCUUCCAAAUUCCCCGUGUCCCUCGCUGGCACUAAAGCCAUCCCGAUGCCCGUUUCCGUUGCUGACGCCGCCGACCUGGCUCCGUUCUUCAACCACCUCGAGCAUGGCGGCACCCACGAGCUGGAUGAGGCUUCCGCCGCCGGCGGCGCGCAGCAUCUCGAUGGAGGCAAAGGCGAGCCCUUCUAUGGCGUCAAAGGAGCAGAGUUUCGCAAAGGUGUCGUCUACCAAGACGGUCGCAUGGAUCUGUGCAAAAUGGUCGUUGGUCCAGACCACAUUGGCAACCUGAUGGAGAGCUUACGGCCGAACCCCUUCGUACGACAUUUCCUCCUGGGCAACAACAUCAUUGGCCCGGUUGGGGCUCAGGAGAUCGCGCGCUUCAUCCGCGAGUUCCCCGAACGCAUAGAUACCUGGUACUUGGCAGGCAAUUGCAUCGACGCCACCAGCUUCAGGGUCCUCGUCGAUGCCAUGGUAGACUCAGACGCAGUGACGAACGUCUGGCUGAAACGGAACCCAUUAGGUCCCGCGGCCGCUGCAGAUGUAUUCCGGCUCAUUACUGAGACCAAAAACCUCCGCACUCUCGACCUCGACCAGACCGAGCUGGGUGAUGCAGGCAUCGCAGAGCUGUUUCGACGCCUGACAGCUCUCUCCUCUGCAGCUCCCGGCCGUAAGAAACUACCCCUGCGAAAUAUAUACCUCAAUGGAAACGGCAUAUCGACCAAGGCCGCCUCUGCCAUCGCCGCUUUCUUAUCCUCUCCUGCCUGCGGAAUCGCCUCGCUCUACCUGUCAUGUAACCCACUGGGCGAUGAAGGCGCGCAAGUUCUCGCUUCCGGAAUUCGCCAGGCCACUCAACUCCAGCGGCUGUCACUCCAAUCUGCCGGUCUGACUACUGACGGCGCCAUUGACAUCUUCCGGGCUGUCACGUCGCAUCCCGGUAUGCGCAUGCUGGAUGUUGGCCAGGCAUAUGCGACCCUCGACCUCGGCCAGGCAUGGAAUUACAUCCAAAAUGCCGCUGCGCCAGUUCUCUGCGAGCUCUUGUCGACAAAUCAGACUCUCGAGUACCUGAACCUCGGCCAUUGCCCGAUCACACCGCCAGAGUUGCGAGAGAUCGACGCCGCUGUCUUGAACAGCUCCUUGCUGUACUACAGCGCCGACUCCAUCCUUCCUGACCCGAGCCGAAAGGAGCCAACGUUCAACCCAUCGGCAGAUUCGACAAUGCCAGAACUCCACUCGGUGUCAGCGCCAACGAAAGACGACAAGGCCAUUGAGAAAGCGGUCGAUGCCCACCUCGAAGCCAACGUCAGGGCCAGAUUUGGUACCGACAUGACUUAUACGAGGUUCCUCGAUGAGGAGUUGCGGUGGAUGACCAGUGACAAGACUGACGUGCGCAAAAUCGACUCGGUGUAUCGUAAUCGCGAUGCUGGUCUUGCUCGACGGAAAAAACAGGUCCUUGUUAAAGAUUGGGACAGCAACGACGACACACUUGACCGGGUUAUGAACGCCAAAGGUCCGUUUUGCACGAUGCGCAAACACUGA
This is a messenger RNA of Colletotrichum godetiae, 2100 nucleotides long. Its product is annotated as leucine rich repeat protein. The transcript has a single exon. Lineage: Eukaryota; Fungi; Ascomycota; Sordariomycetes; Glomerellales; Glomerellaceae. Gene Ontology annotation, molecular function: protein binding. The record is from RefSeq and is a predicted model, not a curated record. Bases 1 to 2100 code for a protein of 699 amino acids.